AUGAAAGCAAAUUCAGUGUGGAUAAAAUUAAACCGUUGUCUGCAACCUGUAUACCAGAUAAACCGCGGUGAUAACUCAGAAGGACACCGAGAAUCUGUGCGCUCGAUGACCAGCUUACCUCCAGUGUUCAGUCAGACACCACAGCACAUGACUACAAGAGAUAUCAAGUUACCUCCACCUCAGUCAACGAAAUCCACCAAGCAAGACACAGCGUCGCUUCUCCAUUCCAGUGACGCGAAGCGGCAAAUCGAUCCAGCCGGUAACCUUGACAACAAUUCUUUGAACCGAAUGAACAUGGAAUCAAUGCAAAUCGAGGAAUUGGACAGCCUGGACGUCGGAGAUCUAAGUACUGGUGAUGCUGAACAGAUUCCAUCCAGGUAUUGUAAAAAGUCGACCAAAGAGAACCAGUACAAACUGGAACGGGUGGAGAACGGUUACCAACCAAAAAGUCAAAAGCCUACACCACGAGGUAGCCUUGCAUCCGAGUCGAAGCCAAGUCCACUAUGUGCAGGUAGCAUAAGCAAUCCGCUAACUCCUAUGUUUCGAGUGGAAGAAGGAUGUGGUCGGCCACCUCCGGUUGUGGAUGCCCUCUACACAUCACCAUCAAAGGACCAUCCUUCAGCAACGAGUUCCGCUGAAAUCCGUCCUUUGGAUCCCCAUCCGUUCUCCUCCUACUUGACGUUGGCAUCUUCAUCGAAGCGGCCGUCACCUUUUGCCCGUAUCUUCACUCCGAGUAUCAACAAACUCCAUCCACACGACCCAGGUCAACGGACCGGCAAAUAAAGACCGAGAAUAAACGAGUUCACAUGUGCCUUAAAACUAUCCCGGUUCCCAUCUGUUCUGUGCUCGACUCUACUCACGCGAUGACUCUCCAUGCGAUGACUGACAUCAACAGAGUUACUGGAUGACCAGACGAAUCUCACCCAAUUGCCUAAAUAUUAUUCUUUGAAGGCGAUUUUCGCGCGUCACUUAAUCCAGUUAAGUGUAAUCUUUAUCAUAACACCAAAUUGUAAAGAGCAAUAUUC
Opisthorchis viverrini is the source of this 1025-nucleotide messenger RNA. RefSeq lists its product as hypothetical. The coding region runs from base 1 to 783 and encodes 260 amino acids. The transcript has 2 exons. NCBI's taxonomy places the organism in Eukaryota, Metazoa, Platyhelminthes, Trematoda, Opisthorchiida, Opisthorchiidae. The record is from RefSeq and is a predicted model, not a curated record.